Molecule: messenger RNA, 2883 nt
Organism: Stegastes partitus (bicolor damselfish)
Lineage: Eukaryota; Metazoa; Chordata; Actinopteri; Pomacentridae
Product: arf-GAP with SH3 domain, ANK repeat and PH domain-containing protein 2-like
Exons: 22
Coding region: 446-2848 (800 amino acids)
Biological process (GO): positive regulation of GTPase activity
Cellular component (GO): cytoplasm
Molecular function (GO): GTPase activator activity; protein binding
Source: RefSeq, a predicted model, not a curated record
CGUUGAAGCGGCCGCUUGUUGUUUCCCGGGACUCGGAAGGACGAGAAGUUACCUCUGGUCCGCGGACGCCGAGAGAGGACACCCAGGAUCACACCGAGGACGUCUGGCUUUACCCCCGAGGAACCGAUCCGGUGGAAGUGAAUGGAAACGGGAGUAACGGGAUCGUGAGAGACAGGAGGGGAUAUAACCUUUAUCCAUCACCUUGUGAGCGCAGCGCGGCGACGCUGCUGCUGCUGCUGCUGCUGCAACUCUUGUGGGCAACGUGCAACUCACCGCUGCACCGGACCGAACAAGGGAAUGACAUAAACACACCCGGAGAUGCUUUCCUGCCCUUCAAACACACUGAUGCUGCUGCUGCUGCUGCUCUGAACUUUUUGUUUUCUGUCCUCAACAAGAAAAUAGUUCUUCUUCUGCUUCUUCUUCUCAUCUGCACCAGGGAUUAACCAUGCCUGACCAAAUCACAGUUUCAGAGUUUGUGGCAGAGACCAAUGAAGACUACAAGUCACCGACCGCCUCUAACUUCACCACCAGGAUGUCCCACUGCAGGAACACGGUGUCUGCUCUGGAGGAGGCUCUGGAUGUGGAUCGCAGCGUUCUGUACAAGAUGAAGAAGUCUGUGAAGGCCAUCUACACGUCUGGUCUGGCCCAUGUAGAGAACGAGGAGCAGUACACUCAGGCCCUGGAGAAGUUUGGAGAGAACUGCGUGUACAGAGACGAUCCAGAUCUGGGUUCCGCCUUCCUCAAGUUCUCCGUCUUCACCAAGGAGCUCACUGCGCUUUUCAAAAACCUCUUCCAAAACAUGAACAACAUCAUCACCUUUCCCCUGGACAGCCUGCUGAAAGGAGACCUGAAGGGUGUCAAAGGGGAUUUGAAAAAGCCGUUCGACAAAGCCUGGAAGGACUACGAGACUAAAGUCACCAAGAUAGAGAAGGAGAAGAAGGAGCACGCCAGGCAGCACGGGAUGAUUCGGACGGAAAUCAGCGGCGCCGAGAUCGCCGAGGAGAUGGAGAAGGAGAGGAGGUUCUUCCAGCUGCAGAUGUGUGAGUAUCUCCUCAAAGUCAACGAGAUCAAGAUCAAGAAGGGGGUGGAUCUGCUGCAGAACCUCAUCAAGUACUUCCACGCACAGUGCAAUUUCUUUCAGGAUGGUCUAAAAGCUGUGGACAACCUGAAACCCUCCAUAGAGAAACUGGCCACAGAUCUGCACACGAUAAAGCAGGUGCAGGACGAGGAGAGGAAGCAGCUGACUCAGCUACGAGACGUCCUGAAGUCGGCGCUACAGGUGGAGCAGAAGGAGGAUUCCCAGGUGCGGCAGAGCACCACCUACAGCCUGCACCAGCCGCAGGGCAACAAGGAGCACGGCACCGAGCGCAGCGGCUACCUGUACAAGAAAAGCGAUGGGUUGAGGAAAGUGUGGCAGAAGAGGAAGUGCACAGCGAAGAACGGAUACCUGACCAUCUCACACGGCACAGCGAACCGACCGCCGGCUAAACUCAACCUGCUCACCUGUCAGGUGAAACACAAUCCUGAGGAGAAGCGGAGCUUUGACCUCAUAUCACACGACAGAACGUAUCACUUCCAGGCCGAGGACGACCAGGACUGCCAGAUCUGGAUCUCGGUGCUGCAGAACAGUAAGGAGGAGGCGCUGAAUCAGGCUUUCAAGGGGGACCAUCAUGUCGGCGAGAACAACAUCGUGCAGGAGCUGACCAAGGCGAUCCUGGGAGAAGUCAAGAGGAUGACGGGAAAUGACGUGUGCUGUGACUGCGGAGCUCCCAAUCCGACGUGGCUGUCCACCAACCUGGGCAUCCUCACCUGCAUCGAAUGUUCGGGGAUCCACAGGGAGCUGGGAGUCCACUACUCCCGCAUCCAGUCCCUCACUUUGGACGUCCUCAGCACCUCCGAGCUCUUGCUGGCCAAGAAUGUGGGGAAUGCAGGCUUUAAUGAAAUCAUGGAGGCUUGUUUAAGUGCUGAAAAUGUGGUGAAACCCAACCCGACCAGUGACAUGCAGGCGAGGAAAGACUUCAUCACAGCCAAGUACACGGAGAAGCGCUUCGCCAGGAAGAAGUGUCCCGACCCGACGUCGCGGCUCCACACGCUGUGCGACGCCGUGAAGGCUCGAGACAUCUUCUCCCUCAUCCAGGUCUACGCCGAGGGAGUGGACCUCAUGGAGCCCAUACCUCUGGCCAACGGGCAUGAACAAGGAGAGACGGCCCUUCAUCUGGCGGUCAGGCUGGUGGACAGAACGUCUCUGCACAUCGUCGACUUCCUCACCCAGAACAGUUUAAAUCUGGACAAGCAGACGGCCAAAGGCAGCACGGCGCUGCACUACUGCUGCCUGACCGACAACAGCGAAUGUCUGAAGCUGCUGCUGAGGGGGAAGGCCUCCAUAGAGAUCGCUAAUGAGGCCGGGGAGACGCCGCUGGAUAUCGCUCGGAGGCUCAAACACCUACAGUGCGAGGAGCUGUUGAAUCAGGCGCUGGCGGGAAAAUUCAACGCCCACGUCCACGUCGAGUACGAGUGGUGCCUCCAGCAUGAAGACCUGGACGAGAGCGACGAGGAUCUGGACGAGAAGCCGAGCCCCCACCGGAGAGACGAGCGUCCGGUCAGCUGCUACACUCCGGGCAGCAACUCCCACCUCCCGUCCAGCUCGGCGGGCCGCGACGGCCUCGGCAAGGACAAGCAGCGGCCCUACAUGCCCAACCUGGUCAACAACGAGACGUACGGCACCAUCCUCAACACCAACCCCCCUCAGCCCGCCACCACCUCGGCCCCGCCGCUGCCCCCGAGGAACCUGGGUAAGCAGACACAGCAGCAUCACCGAGUGGAAGUGUUUGUGGUCAAGAAAGACUGACUGUCGAUUAUUCUCAUUAACUGAUUACAUUAAAU